AUGAAGUUCACCUGUAUAAUACUUCUACACGCACUCAUUUGCUGGUUCUUCAAGAUGACUAUCGCGAGUCAAUGUAAGGCAGCAUCUUACUCCAUACAGGAUCACGUGCUAAUAAACCACGUCAUCAAGGCCGGGCCUGCAGAGCUGAUUGAACACUGCAUCUCUCGGUGCAUCGAACAUACUGGUUGCCAUAGCAGCAACUUUUAUCGGAUAAGCAAAUGGUGUGAACUGAAUGAUAAAACGCACGCUUCCCACCCCGAAGAUAUGAGACAAGUUCCAUUUACAAACUACAUGGAGAACACUCUCAGACCUCUCCAGCUACCUCUCACCUGCAGAUUCGACUCAGACUGCGGCAGAAGUUUGUUUUGCUUUCUAUCGAAGUGCGUAGGUGAGUUUGGUUACUAUUUGAUCUUACUUUGUCCUCCUUUUUACGUAAGAGUAAAGCAAUUAAAUAUAAUUAGCUUCUCAAGGCUUUUACUGACCUGCCUUUUUUCUUCCUUUUCACAGUAUGCAGCAUCCAUGCACUUGGGAUGGAAAGUAACGCAUUGCCAAAUUCAUCCAUUACAGCAUCCUCGUGGAUACGGCACCCUAGCCACGACCCUUGGCUAGCCCGGCUCAAUAAUGUUCCAAAACAUGGCAGCACGGGCUCCUGGUCAGCAAAAUUUAAUAAAACCGGCGAGUGGUUACAAGUUGAUCUCGGGGAGGAGAGGCUGCUAACAAACCUGUCCACACAGGGGAGGCCCUCCAUGGACCAAUGGGUGGAGUCCUACAACAUUUCGUUCAGUUCGGACAGCGUCAAAUGGGAGUCAUACAAGGAAAAUAAUGCCGUAAAGGUAUGUGAUCGUGAUUUUAUUUCUUAA
Porites evermanni is the source of this 860-nucleotide messenger RNA. The record is from the annotation of a GenBank genome assembly. Lineage: Eukaryota; Metazoa; Cnidaria; Anthozoa; Scleractinia; Poritidae.